AUGGAAGGCAAGAGUCGUCCACCAUCUAUCAAGGAGAGACUUGCUUCGCUUAAUGGUGCCUUCCCAAUCGAUGAAGCCGUGGUUGAAGCCUUGCCAGAGGGCUCUCAAUUUCUAUCUGUCGAGCACUUUGGCAACAGCGCUUGGACCGUCGCCUUCGAAGAUCACGGUAUGAUCAUGUUAAGAGGAGAGUACGAGUCAUCGAAGUUCAUUUGGAACCUCAUGAACGACUUUCUCCCCAAGCCAUACGGAUUCGGCAGGUAUAAGGUCUCACACCCGCCAACGUAUUUCUACCUGGCUGAAUUUGUGAAUAUGAAUGUCACCACAGCGCCUGAUCCAGCAGAGUUCACCCAACGUCUUGCACAAAUGCACAAGAUGAGCAAGUCGCCGACGGGCAAAUUCGGGUUUACGACGCAGACUUGCGAUGGACAAAUUGCUCAUACUGUCGACUGGAAAGAGAAGUGGUCGGACUUCUACAGAGACCUCCUCAUGGGGGUGUGUAAGAAAGACGUGGAGACCAAUGGGCCAUGGCCAGAGAUGGAACUGGCAGCGAAGCAAGUGGCUGACGUUGUAAUUCCGCGUCUCCUUGGACCGCUUCAAGAGAACGGGAGGACAUUAAAGCCCUGUAUAAUCCAUGGGGAUCUCUGGGAAGGAAACAUGGGAAUCAACACGAAGACAGGCGAUAGUUUACUCUUCGAUGUGGGAUCAUACUUUGCUCACAACGAAAUGGAGUUGGGCCAUUGGCGGUGCGAAUUCAGCACCGUGUUCCGAGAUAAGGUUUACACGGAACACUACCUGCAGAAUUACGCAGCUGCAGAGCCUGUGGAUGAAUUCGACGAUCGAAAUAGACUGUACAGUCUGAAAGGCGCCAUUAAUUACUCCGCCGGGCAUCCUGGUUGCUCCUUAAGGAAGACUGCCUACAACAACAUGUGCUAUUUAAUCGAGAAAUAUGCUCCUAUCGACGGUAUUGACCAAUAUGACCCUCACAUCGAUCCGUCAAUCACGGGGGCCCGGAUCACUCCUCAUUCUUCUGAGGGUUUGAUUUAG
Messenger RNA from Diaporthe amygdali, 1044 nucleotides. Its product is annotated as vegetative incompatibility protein 4. The record is from RefSeq and is a predicted model, not a curated record. The transcript is spliced from 4 exons. The coding region runs from base 1 to 1044 and encodes 347 amino acids. Lineage: Eukaryota; Fungi; Ascomycota; Sordariomycetes; Diaporthales; Diaporthaceae.